AGUGAUCUUCAGUUCGGAAAGCUGUGUAGUGCCCUAGCACAGCUGAUUCGAAUAAUCAAAGCUUGAUGAUGAGUUGGUUAUUUGAAUCGGGGGGUGAUGAUGCCCAAGCUCGGAUGACCAAGUACGGAUGACCAUUCAAAACGAUUUUUCCCAAUCAGAGCUCGUGUUUUUCCCGAGUUCCUAGUUAUCUUGAACACACUGAAGUCGGAGGUCAGAGAUUUUUGAGUUCCCAGUCAUCUUGAACGCGGCAUAAAUACAUCAUUGGGCUGAAUCUGCACACAGCAUCACUACGAAGCACGUCUCAAUUGUCUACUACAAAGAACGACCCGACCGAUCAUUACGGUUACCGACCGUAGUGCGUGUUGAUUUUGUCUUUCUAAAUGCGUAUUUUAACCAAUGGAAGCGGAAGUGUUGAACCCCCAAAUGAUGGCGGACGUUAAUGGCAACAAUAAAUUUCAAAACGCGGAGCUCGAAGUGAUAAAGCUUCAGGAGCUGGUGCGAAAAUUGGAGAAACAAAACGAACAGCUCAGGACAAGAGCUAAUUCAGUAAACAAUUGCAACAAUGGCCCACAUAUAUUUCCAACCUCAUCGGCCUGUCUGCACGGGAGUACAGCGUGUUCUGCUUCUAGUCUGGUUUUCUCUGCAAAUUAUUCAAAUCCAGCACUAUCGCAUCCUUGUGCUCUUGGACCAUUCUCCAAUUUUCAACAAAACUCGGUAUUUGAUGCUGAUGUGGAGGCUGUCGGUUACGGACCUGCCACUGUUCUGGACGAGGUCGAUAUUCUAGACCUGGAUACCGUACUCCCGGUUGGAGAGGCUGAUCAUAGCUGGCUGUAUGUGUGUCCUAAGGCCAGGCUACGGGGCGAGUGUUUCCUUAGUCCCCUUCAGUGGAGCAGGCAGGUGCUGGACCACCCAGGCCCUGAAGUGGAGAUGGCCAAGAGGUCCCUGUGCCACAGACUGGAGCAAGGCAAGUGGAGGAGAAGCAUCAGCAACUCGGGUCUGGUGUCCUCUGUCCGUCCUUACAGCUCCAUCACAGAGUGGAUCUCUCCCCUCAGCUGCCCCAUCCUGCCUUACACUAAACCUGCUGCACUAACCACAGAGUCCACAGCACCAUUCUCUGCAUCCUGCCAUCCCUUGCCCCAGCAGCAGACUCUCCCAAGGAGGGGCUCCUGCAGCCUGAACUCGGUUUACCACAGUGUGAGUCGGCAGCAUGCUGCGGUCAGCCCCCAGUCUUCCAUGGAUAGUGAGGUGGGCACCUCAGAGCUGGAGGAUGACACUAUAUCUAUGGGCUAUAAACUACAGGACAUGACGGACGUACAGGUCAUGGCUCGACUGCAGGAGGAGAGCCUGCGUCAGGAGUACGCCACUACCUCUUCUUCGACCACGGCCAGCCGUCGCAGCUCCAGCUUCUCACUCCGGUGUAACGAGAUGGACCUGGACGAGGAAGAGGAGGAUGAGGAGGGCUACAACCAGCUCCCUCCGCCCCAGCCUCGGCUGCUCCGGACCGGGUCCAUGCAGUGGGGCGGCCUGUCUCACUCACACACCUUCUCCAGUAUCUCCAGUAUCAGGGAGUGCAGCAGACGCAGCACCUCCACCCCUCAGUACUCCCUCAGUGGGCUGUCCCAGUACCAGCAGCAAUUCUCCGGACCCUCCAGACUCAUCGCGGACACAUAUGGAUACAGGUCCAGCACAGACAAGCUGCGGAGAAGCAUGCCCAACCUGAUCCGAGCUCCCAGCAUGCAUUGCGAUCCCAGUGUUGUUCCAAGCCUGGUGUCUCCUGUCAAUCACUCAUCUGGCCCCUCCUCCCUGCCAAUAACCAUGCGGGGCAGCCAGAGCUUCGACUCGUCCAAUGGGCUCGCACGACUUCAGUCCUCCAUUCCCUCCAUCGGCCAGCUCAGCCAGCGAUUCCAGAGUGUGGGAAACUUCCACACAACCCCCCGACACCCCGUCAAGGCCACAGCCUAUGUCAGCCCCACGGUCCAACAGGGUCCCUUCUCCUCCUCCAACACCCUCUCUACCUCUGCCAUUCGUCACAACAUCCCCAGCAGUGCACCCCAGGCCCUCAAAGUCACCAUCCCCAGUGGUGUCCCCCAGCUCUCCUCCACCCCCCGUAGUGCCUUACCACGACCCGCCUCCUUCACAGGGACCGGUGGCAUUCCCCGCCCCAGCAAGAUCGCCCAGCCCACACACAGUCUAUUGACCCCCCCAAAGAGCCUGGCUGCGCUAAGCGCUCUGAGAGAUGGCAGCUGGAAGGAUGGCUGCUACUGAACCCGUGAUGUUGUAUAACACCUCAUCAUUCAUUGGGUUACUGUAAGAUCUSUAUGUUCUGAACCAAGGCCUGAGGCCAUGGAUCAUUCAAAUGGGCCAAAUGAGUCGCAGCUUAAAGGGAUACAGUGCAUUUACAAAGUAUUCACACCCCUUGACUUUSUCCACAUUUUGUUGUGUUACAGCCUGAAUUUAAAAUGGAUUACAAUUUGAUUUCUUUUGUCACUGGCCCUUAAUGUCAAAGUGGAAUUAUAUUUUGACAUUUUUUUUUAAAUAUUAUUUUUUUUUAUUUUUUUUACAAAUUAAUUAAAAAUGAAAAGCUGAAAUGUCUGGAGCCAAUAAGUAUUCAACCCUUUGUUAUGCCAAGACUAAAUCAGUUUGGAAGUAAAACGUGUUUAACAAGUCACAUAAUAAGUUACAUGAACUCCCUCUGUCUGCAAUAAUAUUGUUUGACAUUAUUUUUGAAUGACUACCUCAUCUCUGUACCCCACACAUACAAUUAUCUGUAAGGUCCCUCAGUCG
This is a messenger RNA of Salvelinus sp. IW2-2015, 2784 nucleotides long. RefSeq names its product SLAIN motif-containing protein 1. Gene Ontology annotation, cellular component: microtubule plus-end. Gene Ontology annotation, biological process: positive regulation of microtubule polymerization; microtubule nucleation; cytoplasmic microtubule organization. The record is from RefSeq and is a predicted model, not a curated record. NCBI's taxonomy places the organism in Eukaryota, Metazoa, Chordata, Actinopteri, Salmoniformes, Salmonidae.